AUGGAGCUGGUGGAUUCCGCGCCCGCCGCGGUUUCUCCCACCGAGGGGGCGGAAGGCGGGGCGCGAGGAGCCCCGUUAUUCUCCCCUGCCACCGUCUUUUCCGCCGCGGUGAUGGCGGAGGUCGAGCGGGAGGUUCGACGGCUUUACACUGCGGAGCAGCGGGAGUUUCUCCAACGCGCGCCCGACCUCUUCGUCGCCUUGGAAGAUCUCGACCGCGAACUUCCCGAACUCCUCCCUACCCCAGCGGAAAGCAUGGAACGAGAAGGGGAGGAGGAAGGGGAAGGCUGGGAUUCCGAUUUUGACGAACUUCGCGCGGGGAAUCGCGAUUCUCAGGGGGCUUCCACGGCAUCGAUGUAUCAUCUCGCGACAGGGGGGGUGCGAGGGGCGUCGCGUUUUCCACCCGCGCUCGUGUUGCUUUCGCCGCGGGUGUUGGUGCCGAGCGGAACGGUGGGGUGGGCGGGGGAGGGGACCGUUUUUGUCAACGCCGGCGGUGUCCACCACGCGCAGGCCUCCAUUUCCGCAUCCAUCGCCGUCUGA
Molecule: messenger RNA, 537 nt
Organism: Phytomonas sp. EM1
Lineage: Eukaryota; Euglenozoa; Kinetoplastea; Trypanosomatida; Trypanosomatidae
Source: the annotation of a GenBank genome assembly